AACAGCCGACGAAGCUCGUCACGCGUGGCCGUCCCGCGGAGCCACCGCUCCCUCUCGCCGGCGCCGACAAAUGGGCCAGGCCCUGCGCCGCGCCUCGGGGCGCCUGAGGCCCCCUCCCCCGCCUCCGCCCCCGGCGAGGCCCCCGCCUACCCACCCUCCCCCGCCUCCACCACGGGCCGCACCGGCGCCCGCUGCUGGCGGCGGCGCAAGUCCUCCUCAGGAUCGGCUCGACGUGUCACAGGAUGCUGUUACACCAUCAACAAAAGAUUCCCAUGGUGUACUUGUAGAACGUGAUCCAAGUUAUGAUGACAUGCUUAAGCACAUGGUUGGGAGAAUCACUACUAAGCCUGGAGGAAAGCCAGAAAUGGAUGAAGCUUCCGUCGUAGAGCGAUACAACAGGCCGCUUCCUAAGGUGAGAACAUCCGAAUCCGAACCUGGGCAGAGCAGACAGCUACCUCCAGGAACCCUGAAAGUCGGGCACAUCCAGGAGAUCAUUCAGCUGUACCAAGGAAAGUCCAGUAACCAUCGUGGCCCGAUGAGUGUGGACCAGAUCGCUUCGAGGUUCAGAGUCGAAGCCUCCGUGGUCCAUGGAAUCGUGCAGUUUGUCUCGUUGCCGCAGGAUGAAGGCGUUGAAAAGAAAGACGAGCGGCGGGACCCUUGAGCGGAUUUUGUUCGGGCUGUCUAACAUGGUGUAGAUUGUUCAUGCUCCCAAAAUGAGUUGUUUCUUCAUAGUGUUUUUGUAGGUUUCUUUCUUCUUGUUGUUGUGGCUGCUGCUGAGCUGAAAGCCUGGGAUGAUGAUGGAAACUCGAAACCGUACAUUGCUGUGUUGCCUAAAUAAGUAUGAUGGCCGAGUUUUACACACUUAA
Molecule: messenger RNA, 866 nt
Organism: Hordeum vulgare subsp. vulgare (domesticated barley)
Lineage: Eukaryota; Viridiplantae; Streptophyta; Magnoliopsida; Poales; Poaceae
Product: ras-associated and pleckstrin homology domains-containing protein 1
Exons: 3
Coding region: 71-661 (196 amino acids)
Source: RefSeq, a predicted model, not a curated record